Molecule: messenger RNA, 7144 nt
Organism: Varroa destructor (honeybee mite)
Lineage: Eukaryota; Metazoa; Arthropoda; Arachnida; Mesostigmata; Varroidae
Gene: ric8a
Product: ric8 guanine nucleotide exchange factor A
Biological process (GO): G protein-coupled receptor signaling pathway
Cellular component (GO): cytoplasm
Molecular function (GO): G-protein alpha-subunit binding; guanyl-nucleotide exchange factor activity
Source: RefSeq, a predicted model, not a curated record
GUAGUGUUAAUGCUGGUGCUCCUGUUCCUACUCCUGAUCCUGCCACUGUUGCAUGUGAAACUGUUGUGGUUGCCAUCGCCGUCGUUACCCUUGUUAUUGUUGUUGCGACAUUUAACGCAUAAUACCGAUGAAAGGCCAUAGAACGACAAACAGCCGCAACGAGUGGGUGUCCAAGUAGUCAGUCAUAGGCGAAUCUACCGGUGAUGCUACAAUCGCUGUCAUUUGUGUUAGUGUUAGCGGCAGUUGUAAGUCUGGCCAUUGUAUUAGCAGUAGUUGCCGUUAAUAGCUACCUCUAAAACAUGUCGUGUCGAGGCUGGUGCUUGUGAAAGACGCAGCGCUGACGGUAUUGUCGAAAGCUGGUGCCAGUUGUUGCUACUGCUGCUGCUGCUGCUGACGCUGCGGUUAGCGUACGCCGUUGUUGUAGAUACUGAUAUCGUUGUAAGUUAUUGAAAAACGUCGCGCGAAGUCGUAUUGCUAUAGUCGGUGAUUGAGCAAAAGUCACGAGACAGAUAAUGAGAGCAGAUGUUCCAUUGUAACUGGUGACGUCAUGAUUAUUAGAUUCUGGCACUUGGCGCUCCUGUCGUGAACGUGAAAGGCACCGAAGUGAAUAAGAUUGCGAAACGUGUUCGCAAAAGUUUUUGAGUCGUCAUGUGUAGUCGCGAUAUCCGGGAAGCGUACGCUGUUCCAGAGCGUAUGACGAUGCACUUCAAGCGUGCGCAGGCUCAACAAAAUAAUCUUCUAUAUAUAUGCAAUAUGCGACAGUAUGCAAUAAGUAACAAACAGCAAAGAAAUCAGGACGGCAGACCUGAGUGAUCAGUCGAAUACGUUUAUGCAAUGCAUGAAUCGGACGGGCUGCCGCUGUCGCAAACCUUCAGACUACCGCAAAUCGUGCGAAUCAACCCGUUGUUAGUCGCGCUAUCAUGGUUGUAUGUGUUUUUAUAACAUACCACUUUCAGUCCGUGCUAGUUUCGAUCUUUAUUGCCUUGCAAGUGUAUCUCUGUUGUGCAUAUGUUUCUUUGAUGCUUUCAUCUCUAUACGGCUGGCUUUAAUACGUGCGAGUUUCGUAAGUUAUUCUUCUGCGUACGUUUUCUUGCCUACGCAUCAACAACCCCACGUAAAACGGGGAGCAUUUUAGCUCUGAUAGCGUCUAGGCUGCCAUCUCCACAAUCAGUUACAGUGUGUGCCUAACUUUCGUUGACUAUAUAUCUGUACAGUUUUCUUUUGUUUAUCUGUUUUUUCGGCGCAAUAAUCAUACAUGUAUUUACAGUCAUGUGUUAACUCCUUAAUGUUAAACGACAGUGCGAAAAGAAAUCUCUCGUUUUUUCGCUUGCUACUUGCUUGCGUCUCUGGUUAUCGUCCCGUCUCCGUUUGUCUGUCGCCCGCGGUGGACAUACGGCUACUGCUGCUGCCGCUCCCACUAAUGAUGAUGCAAGUGAAAGUGGUGUGCGUCUGUUGCUGCUGCUGUUGUUGUUAUCUUCGUGAUCGUCGUCGUUACCGUUGAGUGUCGUUGUUUCGUUGCCGUUGCUGCGUCGGGUGUUGCCUGUCGAUUCGUCGGGCAACGGCGCAGUCAGCGACUGCAGCCAGUCCAGCGACUGCGUUCGGCUAGAGACAGACAUACCGACAGAGAGUAGGCACCAGGCAAGGCAGCAACGGCGGCGGCAGGCUCGGGGGGCCUCCGGGAAGCGAGGAGCAAGCGAAUGCGAGCAGCAGCAGCAAUAGCAACUACUGCGACUGACUGCGACGAGCGAAUCGCUAACAACAACAACAGCAGCGACGGCUGAACGACGAACGGCAGUACCAGCAGCAGCAGCAGCAACGAGGCCAACGACAACGACUGCGACGAGGAGCUCCAAGCAAGCGAGCAAACUAUGCUGCGCUCCUGCCGGUAGAGGCCGUGUGUUGGCGGCGUCUGUGCUGGUGGGUAGCAGUAGAUAGUAGAGGUAGAAAUGUUGGGAGAUGAAGCUCCGUUGCGUCGUUGCCGAGGCGCCGACAGAGACGACGAGCGCUGUGACGCCGCUUGAACUGCUGCUGCGACCAGAAGCAGCAAAGGCACUACCCCCUCAAAAUAUCCACAACGUGGGCUAUGAUCGCGAUGAUGAUAAUAAUGAUGAUGGCGAUAAUGCUGAUGCUGAUGCUGCUGUUGCUCUGAGAUCUGUACAUUCACCUCUCUUCAUGACAUAUGCAUAAUGCGCAGGGACGUUGCGGGGUCCCUCCGGUUAUUUUCGGGCGUAGACAGACGGAGACAGAGAGAGAGUGAGAGCGAAUGCGAGAACAAGACCUCUUAGGUCGCAUAAACAAAAUCCUAGGAAGCAGGCCAUAGGACAGACAAAUCUUUAAAUGAUUUGCGAGCCAGCUGUCCAUUUAAAAACAAUCGAUGCCGGAACAGUAGGCACAGAAACUUCUUUUAAUUUUCUGUACUACGAUGAAUCACUAGACAAAAACAGGACAACUCACCGAAUACUUAUACUUCAGAUAUGUGAUGUAGUCUCUCAUCAUGUUACGCUUCAAUUCAAUGAGUUAUAUGGUUGACUGAAAACAAAACUAAUCUAUAUGAUAAGUAGCUAAUGUCACGUGUUGAGCAAAAGACACGGAACAAUGCGAAUUUCAUACCUCAUGGUGAAUCCUCGUUUUUCGGCGUUUUUGUUUUGAUUGUUUAUUUGGCAGAAAACGGUCAUCGACAAUCGCAUUUCCCUUUUCUUUUAGUCUCCUUGUGAGACGUAGAAAUUGUAUUCCUAUUGAAUUUGAAACAUUUACCCCAACCCCCGUGAGCAAUAAUAGCAGUAAUCAGAGUCGUGAUGCUGUAGAACACGAAACGUGAUCGCAACGUGCUCAUUCAAUGCGGGGGCUCACCGACCCUGCUGAUGAUGAUUAUGGUUAUGAUGAGGAUGACGAUAUGCCUGUCCCCCGUACGGUUAUGUGAGAGGCGGGGAAAGCUGGAGCGACGGUUGGCCGUCAUGCUAUUCGUUGCCGUUACCGGCGUUGUUGUCGUCGUAAAGACGACGGCUGCCGCUGCCGUUGGUGUUGCUGAUACUAUUGAUAAUGAUGCUGCUGUCACCAUUGCUGCUACGGUGGUUCGUUUCUUCGACCGUUGCGAUACUCAGACACUGUUCCGUUGCGCGCAGUGCUACUGCGUUCUUUUCUACGAUCUAUGGUACGAACACUAGCUGAAACAGCGCUGGCACCAGCAACGGCCCUGACAAACGGUUGCAACGGUUUCGCGGCAAACCGCGCUUUGCGCGCGCGCGCAGCCACAUUACUCAAGCAAAACGACCACGACGACAACGACGUUGGUGAUUGUGGUGUUGAUGAUUACAAGUUGGCAAAGCGAGCCGCAGUCAGCGGGUACAGAUUGCAAAUUAGCUGUUGUUGCUGGCUUAGCAGUCAGCAGUCUAAAGCUGUAACCGUUGCACCGCAAAACGCGUCGCGUCGAAGACAUGGCCCUGGCAGACUGACUCGCGGGCAAGUAGGUCGAUUUUGUUGUCACACAGUGGCAAGUAUAAUGCGUUGUUGCCCAGCCGCAACCGUAUACUGGGGACCGUUGGGGGUAGAGGGCACUAGUGAGACCUAGUAUUAUGUUGUGAUAUGAUAUGAAAUGCGUUGCUGUUGCGUCCAUCUAGCAACAACAGCAGCAAUAGCGGUGCUUUGAUUUGCUUUCGGUUCAUCUAUUUUAGGCGUCACACAUUUUAAUUGGUCACCACAUAGAUACACGCACUAUACUCAAGACAACAACAACAACAACAGCGGCCGAUCUGCAACGACGCCUACAGCGAUAGCGACGACGACGGCAACCACAAGGUUUCAACGACGGCUGGUGCGAGUAAGGCAGCAGGAGCUGUCUGAGCUAUCUUAAGGUUAUCGGGCGGGUCUUCAUUGCACUGAAAAGGUAAAGAACGAAUAGUGCAGUGCGUCGGCAGAGAUUGUCAACAUCUUUGAAGAACUGCCAGGCGCCGAGGCAGUUUUGAGGUAAAUCGAGUGAGCGGAGAAAACAGACAUCUUGUGCCGUGUUAUCAGCUCAUCGUGGUUCAGCAACCCGGUGUUCACCCUGUGCAUCGAUUAAAGCAUCUGCUAGAUGAUAAAAACGAACUGACAUUUCUAUUGAUCAGCAGUAGUCAGGUCAAUCGUGCCCAACAGAUCCAGAGUCUAGCCGUGAAUUCGUUUGCAAAACAGUCAGUCGUACCUUACAAAGAGGUCGUAAGCAAAGCUACGAGAAAACCCAGAAAAGUAAACGAGCAAAAGAAUGUCGAUGGACUGGGCGCAGGGCGCUGCGGCGCUUGUCAAAUUUAAUAAUGAAAAUGCGCAGGUGUUCCACUUUGGCGAGGCACUUUUGCAAGAAGUUUCAGGCAAGGUAAAGUAUGUAAUGGCGGCCACUGAGGGCUCUGAGGAAGACCGCAUAACAGCACUGUCCACGUUACGCAUCCUUAGUAGAGACAACCGUCUCACGGAUUCAGUAUUUAACACUGAGGUAGUAGAUAAGUUGUGCGCUAUCUCGAAGCUAAGCACGAAUUCGGGUCCGAUCGAGCCACAGAGCACGAAAGCAGUGCUUGAAGCUGAAAAAGUACUCUGCAAUUUAAUCUUUCACAGCGUGGCAAUUCGGGAUCAGUGCGCAGCUAAUGGGACCCUGCAGUCGCUAGUGAAACGUAUGUUAACCGUUGGCGAGGUUUGCAGGGAUAUCCAGCAUUUUGACAUGCGUAUUCUUUUCGGCAUGACAGCUUUAAAGGCGGAUACUCGCACCUUUGUGAGAGAAGAACUGGCAGCCAUUCCCCCGUUGUGCGAAAUUCUUGAAAAAUUACAAGGCGAUUCGAGCGAUUAUUUGUCCUGGGCACUUAAAGUGCUCUACAAUCUCACUGUAAACAUGGACGAAAAAGACAAACAAAAGAACAAGGAUUGCUUUGGCAGGCUGGUCGCAGUGUUGCGGCAGUUAUUGUUAGACAUGCGCGAAGACAAGCAGAUGGUGGGCGAAAUUAUAAAUUUACUAAGCAACAUGAGCAAGACGGCAUUACAGGGGAUAUUAUCGCCAACGAUAGCUUCGGAUACUAAGAAAUUCAUGCAUUACAACAUGGAAGCAGUGGACAUAUUGAUAGACCAACUCGAGCACAAAUUGGACACGCCGCACAAGAAAGAAUUUCUUGUCCCGGUUCUACUGUGCCUAUCCGAGGCAUCACGGGGUUCGAGAGUAAUCCGCAAGUAUCUCAAAAGUCGCAUCCUCCCCCCUUUGGAAGACGUCAUGAAUCGCCCGGAAGAAGGGGACACCUUGCGGAACAAGCUCGUCCGAUUGAUGACUUCACCCCUCACCGAGGUAAAGUGCGCAGCGGCGGAUCUGCUUUUCGUUCUGUGCAAAGAGAAAGUGGGCCGUCUUAUCAAGUAUACGGGUUAUGGUAAUGCGGCUGGCCUUCUUGCAAGCCGUGGCCUGAUGUUGGGCGGGCGCGGCCAAGGGCAGUAUUCAUCAGAGAGUGAGAACAGCGACACCGAGGAGUACACGAAGUACAAGGAUUCAAUAAAUCCUGUACUCGGAUGUUACGAAGCACCGAAGCCACAUCCAAUAGAGGGAAUGACCCAAGAGCAGAAGGAAUACGAAGCUAUGCAGCUGGUUCAACUAAUGGAUCGCCUGACGCGCGGCGGAGUCGUUAAGCCUUGCUCGGUCGGUGAAGACGGCAAACCACACCCUGUAGACCACGUCCUACAGCUACUGGAGCAGCGCGGUGAUCUCGAUAGGGACCUCACCGAAAGUGAAGAAGAUUAGCGCUAGGGAAGCUCGACAAACUCUUAGCUCUCUCUUUACCUUCGGCUGAACGCGGCCGCAACUUAGACAAAAAAAAAUCAAGCGAAGAAGUAAUUAAUCCUCUUUUGUUUCGCCUAAUCAUACGGCGCUACGCACAUUAUCAGCGUGGUUCCGUGUUUAGUGGGUGAUGAAAGGAUGAUGAUGUGACAAGAUACGCGGGUGCGUUAGAGCAGUGCAUAUGGAACAUUCUUGAGCUCUGAAAAAGAUGGUAACUAACUAUUUGCCUUUUGAAAAUGUCAGUAAUAGCAAAAUAUUAUAUGAUGCAUAAUGAGCGAAUGAAUAAUCAUAACGAGAGUGGCGACGGAAAUGAAUAAAAGUAAAAUUUUUCGUGGAACUAAGGCACUAGAAGUACUCUACAGCCACUUGCCAAUCAAUUACCAAUAACAAUUCAUUUAUCAAGUUUGUCUCUACAAGCCCUAAAAUUGGCAUACACGACACGGAACCUGGUCUGUCAGCCGACGCACGUCCUGCUAUCAGUCACUUGAUUUAACACGUUUGUGCAAUUGACGGGCGUAAACUUUCUUCACUUCGCCUUCAUAAUGAGUCAUGCGAAAAUUAGUAUAAAUGUAAGAUGAAAUAAGUGAACUCUAAUUAACUGUAGAAGUUACAUGACCUUCAGAUUACAAUAUACUAUAGUAACCGUGGUAGGGGAACUGAUUGCAUUCACCUAAUGAGUGCUAAUAUAUACUCUAGUAUUCUGUUGAUACAUCGACGCCAAUAAGGUAGUCGAUCAAAUCGACCAAAGAAAAAAACUUUUAAUAUCUUUCUCAUGGAACACAUAAAACCGUCAUUAGAUUUGGACAUAUAUAUAUAUAUAUAUACAUACAUACAUGCAUAAAUACACAUAUAUAUUCGUGGUCUUGGCAGGGUUGAACUUGAUGUUUGUCGAACUUGUAUCGCGUUCUGUAUUGCGAAUCAAACGGCACCGAUAGUUUCGUGGAUUAAAACAUGUUCAUGUCUCCUGCAAAACAAUACUAAGAAACGAUCUUAUUGUUCGUGCGUAUUGAAAAAAAAGACUAAAUCGAAAAAAAGAGCCAAUACUGCAAGACACGUGCGAUAUGAGAUGCUCCGCGACCUUUUCACUAUGUACACUAUGAUGUGAUGAUGGUUCAAGGAUACUGCGAAGGACGAAUCUAAUAACAUAAGUCUGUGAUGUGAGUGAGACGCGUCUAUAUGUAGACAAAGGUAUAUAUAUAUAUAUAGGAAUGCCCAUGAACAGCUUAAGGAAAGCGUACGGUAAUGAUGAUAUAAAUUAUGAUCAACUGAUCAACAAUAACAAGGGUAUUCCAAUUCUAAUGAAGGGUAGAAAUACGACAUUACGUAUAUAAUCAAAAUUAAUACAAUAAAUAAAUUGUCAAGCUACCA